AUGUCGUUGACAGCCGCCCAAGCUCAGAAGAUUCUUGAGUCAUUCGUGAGCAAGUAUGUCGAUGCAAUGAACAGUGGAAAGUAUGAGCUCUUGGAGGACUUCUACCAUGCGAAUGCCGUGAUGAUUGAGAAGGAUAAGAGUUGUCUGUAUGGGAAGAAAGCGAUUACUGAUAGUUUGAAGCAAAUGACUACCGAAUGCGGAAAAACUGUUAUGAGCAUCUCGAAUACGACAUAUGAAGGCGUCGGGGACUUCAUCAAUGUCUACACCGAAUUCGAGUUCGACACUGAAAAGGCGGGUGUGUUGAAGGGAAGAUACUUGCAAAUCUGGCGCAAGGAUGGCAAUGGAUACACCAUCUAUCAUGAUGAAUACGAAAUGAUUUAA
Caenorhabditis bovis is the source of this 381-nucleotide messenger RNA. Lineage: Eukaryota; Metazoa; Nematoda; Chromadorea; Rhabditida; Rhabditidae. The record is from the annotation of a GenBank genome assembly.